Molecule: messenger RNA, 2124 nt
Organism: Silurus meridionalis
Lineage: Eukaryota; Metazoa; Chordata; Actinopteri; Siluriformes; Siluridae
Exons: 10
Coding region: 63-1898 (611 amino acids)
Source: RefSeq, a predicted model, not a curated record
GGACUACCUGACUGAGCACCAGGACAUCUCUGCAAAGACCUGGACCCCAGCUCUAAGACAAUAUGGCUGACAGAAAUGUUAGAAUUAGUGGGGGGGCAGUCAGAUUUGGCGCCACGUAUGGAGGCAACCGUCUGUUUUCAGGAGCCAGAGGAGGUGGAGGGUCUAGUGCAGUUCUGUCCCGUUCACUUGGCCUUUCAAGGGGAGCAGGAGCUGCCGGUGGAGGUUAUGGUUUGGGACUUGGACUUGGAGGUCUAGGUCUUGGUCUUGGUCUUGGUCUGGGUGCUGGUGCUGGUGCAGGUGCCGGUGCCGGUGCUGGUGGUGCCGGUUUCGGGCUAGGUGGAGGUGCACUUGCCUUAGGUGGUUUGGGUAUGGGAGGUGCAGGUGCCAGAAUUGCAGGAUUUAGGGCUGGUGUGGCUCCUCUAAGAGCUCGCCUGGGUGGCCGGGUCUUCAAGAUUGGAGGUUAUGGCUUCAACCCAUCCUUCUUAAGCUCCACUAUCACAGUGGAUUCAGGUGUCAGUCCAGUGCCCACAAUUGACCCCACUCUCCCAUCCAUGGACACUGUGCAGGUCACACGCUUAAAAGAGAAAGAAGAGUUGCAAGUUCUUAAUGACAAAUUUGCAUCCUUCAUCGAUAAGGCGCGGUCACUGGAACAGCACAAUGCAAUAUUGAAAGCCAAGAUUACCAUGUUCACCAAUCCAGAGCAGGGUGGUCCUGUUAGCACCUCAAUCUUGCUCACAUCAGCUAUUGGAAGCUACAAAUCUCAGAUUGAUGGUCUUACUGCCAAUAAAGAAGCUAUCAUCGCUGAGAUUGAACACUACAAAGGCAUCAUCGCUGACGUCCAGGCCAGAUAUGAUGAGGAGGUGGGUCAGACCAAAUCUUUGGAGAUGGACUGGACCAACUUAAAAGAGGAGGUAGACAAUCUAUAUCUCACUAUUUUUGAGCUGCAAGCUGGCAUUACUGGUCUGGAAGACCAGAUUGCUCUGUCCAAGCAGGUGUACGAUGCUAAAGUUAAAGAGGUUAGAAACAUUGUGACUGGCAGCAUGAAGUCAGCCGUCUCCAUCUCUGUGGAUAACACAGCUCAGGCGCAAGACCUGACCUCUGCCCUUGCCGAGGUUAAAUCGCACUAUGAGGUUCUGGCUCAGCGCAGCAAACAGGAUGCACUUCUCUCCGUGCAGGACAGUCUCUCCAUGAUGGCCAUUUCAUCUCAGCCCAGUGUUCAUUCACUCACUACGGCCAAAGAGGAACUGAGAGUGUACAAACUUCAGAUUGACUCUGUGCAGAGAGAAAUCGACAGACUCAAAUCAUUGAACAUCCAGCUAGAAUCUCAGAUAGACGAAGCUGAAUCUCACACCAGCACACACACCGAGACCUAUCAGGAGCAAGUGCAAAUUCUCAAGUCCCAGCUAGAUGACCUCCGAAAGCAAAUUACACAUUACAGCCAAGAAUACCAGGAGCUUCUGGCCAGCAAAAUGUCUCUGGAUGUUGAAAUCACAGCGUACAAAAAACUUCUGGACAGUGAGGAGAACAGGCUGAAGUCUGGGGGCGGUAUUACUGUGCACAUGUCUAAGUCAGCAGUAGGAGGAGCAGCAGGAGGAGGAGCAGGAGGUGCGCUAAGUCUUGCUGCAGGAGGAGGUGGAGGAGGAGGACUGGGCGGAGGUGCUGGCCUUGGUUUUGGUCUUGGAAGUGGAUAUGGAUAUGGUCUAGGCCUGGGUGUAGGAAGUGGUGUUGGAGGUGGUCUCGGAGGAGGUCUCGGAGGAAGUUUCGGAGGAGGUUUUGGAGGAGGUCUUGGAGCAGGUCUUGGAAUGGGUAUGGGAGGAAGUGGGGCACUAAGUGCAGGUGGCAGCAGCUACAUGUCCUCUAGCAUGAACAGCAGCUCUCUCUCAACUAGUGUUUACUGAAGAAACAAAAUCCUCCAGCCUCUUCAAAACACAGAACAGCAAAAAGAACUAAGUUGGCCUGAAUAUUGCUUCAGUCAUUUACGCAAACCCUUUACAAAUGCCUCAAGAUUUCAACAACUCUAUAUGAUAUCGGCUUGUUUUAUAUUUUCAUAUUCAAUAAAGCAUUCCUACUUUUUAAAUUCUAAUUGUGGUAAGACCCAAAUAAAUAAAAGCAGUGUUCAUUCAA